Molecule: messenger RNA, 2024 nt
Organism: Zalophus californianus (California sea lion)
Lineage: Eukaryota; Metazoa; Chordata; Mammalia; Carnivora; Otariidae
Gene: ORMDL1
Product: ORMDL sphingolipid biosynthesis regulator 1
Exons: 4
Coding region: 147-608 (153 amino acids)
Biological process (GO): intracellular sphingolipid homeostasis; ceramide metabolic process; negative regulation of ceramide biosynthetic process
Cellular component (GO): endoplasmic reticulum membrane
Source: RefSeq, a predicted model, not a curated record
CGGCUCUGAACGCUUCCGCAAGCUGCGCUGCGCUACGCUGGGCUGUUCUGCGGCUGAUGUUAGGCAUUCGGCCUUGAAGAGACGCCGUCGCCGCGGAGCUGGUUGUGUUCCGAGCUGGCCGCCGGGAGUGGGGCGGCGGAGCAAACAUGAAUGUUGGAGUUGCCCACAGUGAGGUGAAUCCAAAUACCCGCGUAAUGAACAGCCGGGGUAUGUGGCUGACAUAUGCAUUAGGAGUUGGCUUGCUUCAUAUUGUCCUACUCAGCAUUCCUUUCUUCAGUGUUCCUGUUGCUUGGACCUUAACAAAUGUUAUACAUAAUCUGGGGAUGUAUGUAUUUUUGCAUGCAGUAAAAGGAACACCUUUUGAAACUCCUGACCAGGGUAAAGCAAGGCUCCUAACUCAUUGGGAACAACUGGACUAUGGAGUACAGUUUACAUCUUCACGGAAGUUUUUUACAAUUUCUCCAAUAAUUCUAUAUUUUCUGGCAAGUUUCUAUACGAAGUAUGAUCCAACUCACUUCAUCCUAAACACAGCUUCUCUCCUGAGUGUGCUAAUUCCUAAAAUGCCACAGCUACAUGGUGUUCGGAUCUUUGGAAUUAAUAAGUAUUGAAAUGUUUUGGAAUGGAACAAAAUUUUUACAGCUACUGAGUUUUCUGUAAGAAAGGAGUGGUUAGUAAACUGCACGUUUCCAUGAUAAUGUGAAAUGAGAUGUAUUUACAUUGGAGGGCCAGUUGCUGGUUCUUCAUAUGCUGUUUUGAAGUGCAGAUAUUUACUAGAAGAUGCCUCUGUGUAAUGCAUGUGGUAUCUUUCUGAAGAGAGGCUUUAUAGGCAGGCUGGGCAGGCCCAGCUUAUAAGUUAAAUGGUUGUAAAGUGAGGGUAUAGUAGAUAAAUCUAAGGAAAUAGAUUUAUAAGACACCAAGACCAGUUUAGCUUAUAAUAAGUGGGCAUUAUGUUAGGAGAAGAAAAUUUCCAGUCAUUCAGUCAGUUUAAGCAGACAUACAUGUAAACCAGAAUCAUCUCUUUAUAAGUUUAUUAUAGAUCAUUUUUAUUACUGUAUGUAUUUUUCUUAUGGUAUAUAAGAGGAUAUUUCCCUCUUGUUUUAUACAAAGCAAUUCCCUACUUGAUGAUUGUACAUUUUUGGUUUUGCUGGCUCAACACUGUAUUGAAGGAUGAGGUCAUUUUUACAUUUAUUAAGUUACUGAGUUCAUGAAAGUCCACCUUCAUGACUGAUGAUAAGACAGCCAGGCAUCUUAUAAACAGCCUCUGAGUCAGCCUUCUAAUUUUGUAGCAGAGUGGGUUUUGCUGCCUUUCCAGACACAAGGCUGCUAAUCCAAUUAAGAAAAUAAUUUAUUUCACACGGUUAAAAUAUAUGGUAAUUUAAAGCUGUCUGCUUAUUUGGUUGAUAAUCUAAUUGUUAAAGUCUGCUAUUGUUUAGAAAAGGAAACAUAAAAUGGACAACUAUUUUAGCCGACCUGUGGUCUGGCAGAAACUGCUUCUGUAGCAGUAGUACAAGUAAAUAAUGGAGUCUUUUUUAGUGGGAUUGCAGUAAAAGACAACAUUGCCUUUUCUUACACCCCCUGCUCUCAAUCCCCAUAUUUUGCCCAUUAAUGUUUUGCCUUUCAAUACAUGGAUCUUAUUGUAGAUGAAGCCAAAGUGGUAACUCUUUCCAAAGCAGCAACCAUAUUGAAAUCUUGUGAUAUUAAUUGCAAGAAAUAACUACUUGGAGAAGGAAACAUGUCAAAAACAAAGUUCUGAUAUGGGGUGAAACUGAAAAGUCCCGUAAUAUUUGUAAACAAAACUGAGUGAAAAGAGUUAUAGACCAACUGAAAAAUCAAUUUGUUUCAAUAAACUGACUUUUGGGGGGUAAUGAUCAUCGUUUUGUAUUUCAGAAGUACUGAGUUUAGAAAUCAGUUGUAUGAUAAUGCUUUUGUAUGUUUGUCUUUUCCCAUGUAUUUUUAAACCAGUAAUCUAUACUUGAAUAAAACUUUUUUUCAUGUAAGAUUAUUACAAAUAAUCUCCAAAUUCA